This is a messenger RNA of Physcomitrium patens, 2751 nucleotides long. RefSeq lists its product as uncharacterized. Gene Ontology annotation, molecular function: voltage-gated calcium channel activity. Gene Ontology annotation, cellular component: voltage-gated calcium channel complex. The record is from RefSeq and is a predicted model, not a curated record. NCBI's taxonomy places the organism in Eukaryota, Viridiplantae, Streptophyta, Bryopsida, Funariales, Funariaceae.
CUUAUCCAUCAUUCGUGUGGGGUGGACAAUUUUGUCACUCCGUUAUUCUUUCCACUGUGGAAGUCCUUGAACAACGUUUUACAAUUGUAUUUUAUCAUCGAAGGGUUGGGUGAUGCCUUUUCCGUCAAACAGGUGUGAACAAGAAACUAGUAUUUUAGGCGAGAAAUGAGUGAUAAAUACAGUUCGAAGACUCAUCUCAUUUUCUCAAUAUUCUUGGAAUUGUUGGCAAAGAUCCCCUUUUCUGUAAAUAAGGAUGGAGCUUUUUCUGCCUUGUUCAACAAGACUGGGUGUGAAGCAACCACACCGACGAAGCUGGGAAUCUCCUAGUUUGUUGGUCCUGGAUUACACAAAUAUGAGCUCAUUGGUUUAGCAUGGGGGAGUUUUCGUUAGUCGGAGGAAUUGAUGCUGAGCGUCACUCUCACCGAGAAGAACUUGCAUUAUUGAAAGUAGGAUUCAUUCCGCACUGUCUGAGAUCACAACGCGCAUGUUUAAUGGUUGUAGCUUCUGACACCUAGGUGUCGUUUCCACAAACUGGUAGCCUCGUUUUUCGUCAGUGUAGACCUUCAACAGAUGUAGUACGGUGAUACAAUUGCAGUCACACGAUUCUAGUUUCUGACUUCCGCACUCGAAAUUCAUUUUGCACCGGAUUCCAAAAAGAAGCAGUGUGCAAUUGAGGCAAGGAUUGUGGCAGUGCGCUAGCAAGGGUGUAAGUCGGGAUGCUUUAGGAAAUUGUACAAAAGUGGCAAUUCUAAGGUGUAAACAACAGAUAUCUCUCAGACCACUACAGCAUCUGUACUAGAACUAGUCUUCCUUGGAACAACUUGGGAGCGCCAUGAGUGGACAUUGGGUCACUCUGCUCAUGGUCUGCAUCAUGUUCCUGGAGUGUUCACUUUUAGUGGCCGCAGAUGAAGGGAGUGAUCUUUUGGAUGCGACAGAAAUCGAUGUUGCGAGGAUAGCUGAUCAGGGAAUUAUAAACUUCACUCAGCAGUGUUCAUUGCUCGCAACUUGUGAUGCACCUUCAAAUUGUUCGCACGAUGCUUGUUUGCUGCAAUUCAGCGAAAGAGAAGGGGAUUUCCACUGUAUGGCUGUCAACAACAAUAAGCAUUGCCACCUUCAAGGAUCGACCAACGACACCUGCCACAGAAUGAACCUUGAUUACAGUGGGGGCUAUGUCAGACUGGGACAAAAUACGGAUAUAAAGAGCAUCGACACAAUGCUGGCUAUUUGCAGUCAAAGAAUGCUCGACCCUUUGUUCAAGAAUUUGUCCAAACCCAAUGUUCUCUCUCGGGCAUUCUUUGCUCCACUGGAUGGUAGCUGGCGCAUAUUUCCAGGAUCGCCGCAGAAUGCCAACGACUGCAGAUUAUUUGAUCCUCGUGUCCGGCCAUGGUUAAGGACAUCAACGUCGGUAACAAAGGUCGUUGUGGUGUUAAUCGACGUCGGUCCAACCAUGCUCAACAUUCUCCCUCCAGACAUCGGAAGCGGGACGAUAUUUCAAGCGGCGAAGAACAUGACAAAGCAGUUGUUUACGACUAUAAGUGAGACAGACUACAUGAACAUAAUUGUUUUUGAUAGUUCAAGAGCCGAACCGUUGUCUCCAGCAGCGGUAUUGGUCCACCGCAAUGGCAGUGGCAGUGAUGAGGAUCCCGGAUUAGAGGGUUUGAAGGCCAAGUUGGAUCAACAAACCAUCGAGGGCUCAUCCAAGCAGUCAAAUAUUUCUAAUGCUAUUCUGACGGCCUUACCAAUGUUCGAGGCUGCAAAUUCGCAGGCUGCCAGGGUGAUCAUCGUGCUCACGGACGGUGUGUUCGCAACCUUAGGAAACGUCACUCUCCCAACUGCAGAGCUGAGUAGCAAGAAGGUUAAAAUCUUCCUCUACAAAUUGAAGCCUUCCAACGACAACGAUGUCUUUCUGGAAAAAACUACUCUCCCACAGCAGCUCUGUGACGUCGGAGGUCAUUUCGAACCCAUCCUAAAGAACGUAAAUAAUGGGCUCCUGGCGUUCGCCAAAUACUUCUCGUAUUUAGCGAAUCUGAGGAGAGUUAUAACCGGAGGGAAACCUCAGUACAGUUACGUGUAUCGAGACUUCGAGCAGAUCGGUGGUAACAUCAUCACCAUCUCUAAAUCAGCUUUCUACCAGGGAGAGCUCAUCGGUGUUGCCGGGAUUACAAUAUACAUCGACCUGCUUGGCCCCCUCACGGAUGCAGUGAACGUCGCAUUGGGAAACAGGGUAACUGGUUACUCUGUGAAUCUAGAUGUGAAUGGAUACGUCAACCUGACUUGCAGCGUCACGAAUGAAACAUUACAACCAUGUGGAUCGGAUCCCAAAAUCAUGCCUGCGAACGGAGGACUCUGUCCCAAAACUGAUGCUCCAGUGCACACAAUCACAGACGUCGUGUGUUGUGAUACCUGCAAGGCGCCGCCUCCGCCACCAGUAAAGCGCAUUGUUGCCACUACAGUUGGCUCAGUAGCUAGUUUGAUUAUGUUAAUCAUCGGUGUUUUCUUUAUCAAGAGAUGGUGUGACGUAAGGGAGCAAAAAAAAAAAAAGAAUUUAGAAUUUCUUCACUUCCAAAGGCCUCCCGACGAGUGAAAGAGUGGGAAAAGAGCUAGAAAUGAUGGCGAUCUCUAGAGGGGUGUUAAGAGUGCUUGGAUAUGGCCUUCUGAAGUGGCUCUUCACGCCUUAGCAAAGCUUCUUUGCUCUUGCAACAUAGCAACUUCUUAACAAAAAUUCGUCCACAUCGUGAUUAUUUCAAGUCA